Linum trigynum is the source of this 201-nucleotide messenger RNA. Lineage: Eukaryota; Viridiplantae; Streptophyta; Magnoliopsida; Malpighiales; Linaceae. The record is from the annotation of a GenBank genome assembly.
AUGAUGAUGGAGCGAAAGAACCAGAGAGAUGAUGAUGGAUAUAAUCAGGUGCCGCCACCUGCAGCAGCUCCAUCUUAUGAUAGUGGUGGAGAAUUGAAAGAGUUGUUCGGUGGAAUUGGACAAGUUGGAAUUUCAUGGAAGGAUGGAGCACACGUGGACAUCUCAAGAAAGGAGACGCAAUGGUUAAAGCAAUUGGCCUAG